AUGUCAUAUCUCUCAUCUCUCAAGUGGCAUGAGCAUCCGCUUGCUCUGUUUCCAAGACAAACUUUCUUACCUUGCAAUCUCUGUGCCUUGCCCCAUUCAAACUGUCCUUUCUAUAUCUGCCCCCCUUGUCAAUUUGUGGCCCAUCAAAAAUGUAUCAGCUUACCGCGUGUUAUCAAGAUAUCUCGCCAUCUCCACCGAAUUUCCUUUACGCUUUCUUUCGACCAAGGAGAUUGGUCUUGUGGUGUUUGUCGGAAGAAGAUCCACAAUGAUUUCGGUGGCUAUUCUUGCACCCACAACAAUUGUUCCUACGCUGCUCAUUCGGUAUGUGCCACGCAGAGAAACAUUUGGGAUGGUCAAGAACUUGAGGGUACGCCAGAUGAAGAUGUUGAUGAAGGAGAAGGAGUUGAGCCUUUUCUAAGGAUUGGCAAUGGAAUCAUACAGCAUUUCAGCCAUCAACAACAUUAUUUGAGACUCGAUGAUGAGAAUGCGGACUUUGAUUACGACGAGAACAGAAUAUGUGAAGCAUGUGUCACACCAAUCUAUUUCGGUAACUUCUAUUCUUGUACGCAAUGUGAUUUCAUUCUCCACGAAGAAUGUUCAAAUCUUUCUCGCAAAAUACAUCACCCGAUACAUCCACAUUUGCUCACCUUAGUGACUCAAACUGGUGAUAGAAUCAACAUUGAGAACACAUGUUCAGCUUGUCCGUGGUGCAUAACUGGAUUCUUCUAUGAGUGUGGUAAAGAAGGAUGUAAUUUUAAGCUACACAUUCCGUGCGCCACAAUUUCUGAGCCAUUAAUUCAUGGAAGCCAUAUACAUCCUUUAUUCCUAACAUCUAAACCAGGAGAGCGGAGAAAAUGUGCAUUUUGUGAGGGUUAUAGAAAUGUUUGCUCAGAAACAUUCAAUUGUAUUGAGUGUGAUUUUUCUUUGUGUUUCAUGUGUGUUACUACACCUCAAAAGGUGAGGUAUAAGCACGACAAGCAUAUGUUCACACUUUCCUAUGGGGAUGAGACAAGUACCAUGACGAAUUGGUGUGAAGUUUGCGAGAGGAAAAUAACUCCAAAAGCUAGGUUUUAUUCUUGUGAUGAGUCUUGUUCUGUCACGUUACAUAUUCAUUGUCUGGCUGGGAUAGACGAGUACAUGAAGCCGGGUUUAUUGUUGAUACACCCCACUGGUGUAAACAUAGAUGUUCUGCGCAACAAUUGCAUGUCUCGACCUAUCUGCAAGCUCUGUCGAAAGCGUUGUCGGUACCAAAUAGUGUUCCAAUGUUCCGGAUUCAUAUUUUGCCGCAUAUAUUGUGUACUUAAUGGUUUCUGGAGCGAAGUGAUCUAA
This is a messenger RNA of Eruca vesicaria subsp. sativa (arugula), 1329 nucleotides long. Lineage: Eukaryota; Viridiplantae; Streptophyta; Magnoliopsida; Brassicales; Brassicaceae. The record is from the annotation of a GenBank genome assembly.